CUUUGCCUUUCACUCGAAGCUCAAACAGUCGACGCCUGUUUGGCACUUCACACAACAUUUCCGAAACUCGUACAGAAUAGAACACAAGCUUUAUACGAGACAAACGAGAAUAUAGAAAGAAUUUUAUGAAAAAGAAAAACAAAAUUUACUCUAACGAAAUUAUUGUUUUAACAUUUAAUGUUUGACAUGGAUCAGUUCAAUGUGCCCAAGAAGGUCAAUCGACACGUCUUCAAAGCCGUCUCCGCAUUGCAGACAUCGCGAUCGGGCUUCGUAUCUGCCGAGCUGAUCAACCAGCACGUUAAGCGCCAAAUGCGCCGGGGCAAGAAUGUGCCCAAUUUGGAUGAGAUCAUACAUCAGUCGCUGGCCAAUCUGACCAAUCUUGGCGUGCUCGCCUGCACUGGCUCCUCGGAUUAUGCCAUACGGCAUACCAUCAAGUGUGCCACCGAUGAAUAUUCUCUGCUGCCGAUUCCCAUGUGCCAGGUAGAUACCUCGGCAGCAGCAGCAGCAGGAGCAGCUCCUCGCAAGCGAAGUACAUGCUCCAAUCCGGUGCGAGUGAUUAGCGCCGAUUCAGAGGGUAAUGUUAGGCUGAGCACACGUGUACCGCGCAUCAGGAAAGGUGCAGUCAAAGCCGUUAAGCGUGCUCCUGUAUCGAAGACAAAGCGAGUACGUGCUCCGUUUUUGCGCCAAAGAAAGAGUAGCCAACGUCGGCCGUCGAUAAUGUGCCUUGCUUGUCGCUCGGCCGUAAUGGAUUUGGUCAAAAUAUGUCAAAUGAUAAAUCAGUGCAGCAGCAUGGACGCACACGUAACUCCAAGCACACGAGGCACACACAUUGUACCUGAAAACGAAGCUGACUUGCAGCGGGAAUCCCCUAUACCCAUGGCCAUGGAAAUCGAGCCUAAUGUAGUUCCUCAGGUUUCGCCUAUGUACGCACCAAGCUAUGAUAAUACUCAAGGUAAUCACGCCAAUCAUUCUACUUAAAAUGGUCUGGCUUUAAUUUAAUUUAUAUUAGCUUUAAAAAAAAAAAUUGAAAAUAACCCUAAAAAUGUUGGUAUU
Molecule: messenger RNA, 1053 nt
Organism: Drosophila novamexicana
Lineage: Eukaryota; Metazoa; Arthropoda; Insecta; Diptera; Drosophilidae
Exons: 1
Coding region: 178-978 (266 amino acids)
Source: RefSeq, a predicted model, not a curated record